Messenger RNA from Spea bombifrons (plains spadefoot toad), 2778 nucleotides. It is a transcript of the gene VWA2, whose product is annotated as von Willebrand factor A domain containing 2. Gene Ontology annotation, cellular component: basement membrane. Gene Ontology annotation, molecular function: calcium ion binding. NCBI's taxonomy places the organism in Eukaryota, Metazoa, Chordata, Amphibia, Anura, Pelobatidae. Gene Ontology annotation, biological process: calcium-independent cell-matrix adhesion. The record is from RefSeq and is a predicted model, not a curated record. The transcript has 14 exons. Bases 37 to 2448 code for a protein of 803 amino acids.
CCCGGGGUGAGUACCGGAUCUCCCUGUAACCCGGGAAUGGGAAUGAGAAUGGGAAUGAGAAUGGGAAUGGGAAUGGGAAUGAGCGUCUAUCUGUCCCUCGCGUUCCUCGCCUCGCAGGCGUUACGAUGUCUUUCUCUUCAAGAACUCCACGUCGGUCCGGAAAUUACCGCCAAGAUCUCUGCAGCCGGGCAAAGGAUGCGGUGCUCGGCUGCGCUCGACGUCCUCAUUCUUCUGGAUGGAUCUAAUAGCGUCGGUAAAGGGAGUUUCGAGAGAUCCAAACACUUUGCGUCGCGUCUCUGCGAUGUGCUGGACGUCGGGGGGAAUCAGGUCCGGGUCGGGGUCGUCCAGUACAGCUCCGCACCCCAGCUGGAGCUGCGCCUGGACUCCGGACUCAGCAGAGAAGACGUCAAAGAGAAAAUCCGGGCCGUGACGUUUAAGGGCGGCAGCACGGAGACCGGGCUGGCUUUGAAGUAUAUUUUACGGAAGGGAUUCCCCGGCGGACGGAACUCCUCGGCCCCCAAAGUCCUGGUCAUUCUCUCCGACGGGAAGUCCCAGGGGAGCCUCGCCGGCCCCGCCGCCCAGAUCAAGGACAGAAAUAUCAAAGUCUUCGCUGUGGGGGUGAAGUUUCCAAGGUGGGAAGAGCUCCAUGCUUUGGCCAGCAGUCCGUCAGAGGAACACGUCAUGUUUGCUGAACACGUGGACGACGGGGUUAACGGCGUGGCCAGCACCUUGUCCAAUUCCUCUCUCUGCUCCGCCGCCCCGCCAGGCUGCGACGUCCGCUCCUUCCCGUGUACUCGCAAGACCUUGGAGACCGUGAAAGAACUGGCCGGGAAUUACAUGUGCUGGAGGGGCUCCCCGGGGCCGAGCAGCGUCUUCGCCAGACGCUGCCCUUUUUACAGCUGGAAACGUUUCUUCACCAACCACCAGACCCGGUGCCACCGAACCGUCUGUCCAGAUCCCUGCGACUCCCAGCCAUGCAAGAACGGCGGCUCCUGCAUCCCGGACGGACAGGACCGGUACCACUGCGUCUGCCCCGCUGGGUUUGGAGGAGAGCUGGAAUGUGCCCCGAAGCUGAGUCUGGAAUGUAACAUCGACCUCCUCUUCUUGGUGGACAGCUCAGACACAUCUUCUCUGGAGGGUUUCAUGCGCCACAAAUCCUUCCUGAAACGUUUUGUCCAAGCCGCGCUCUCCGACGACUCUCCGGUGAACGUGGGAAUCGCUCAGUACAGCAACGAGGUCCGCUCCGUGGUCAAAGUCGGCGAAUACCAGAACGUCUCAGAACUCCUGAAGCUCGUAGAUGAAAUGCGUUUUAUGGGAGGCGACCUCUUCACCGGCAGAGCCCUCCGCUACGUUACACGGCAUGGGUUUAAAAGCACCCCGGCCUACGCGGACAUCCGAGAUGAUCUUCCACGGGUCGUGGUCCUUCUGACCGGCUCCACGUCGCGGGACUCCGUUACAGAGGCUGCAGAAUACGCCAGGGACCACGAGCUCUUCCUCAUCGGAGUGGCAACCGACUCGUCCAAGGAAGAAACGUCCGAGAUCGUAGGGAACCCUCAGCAAGUUCUCACCUAUUCCAACCCCCAGCAACUGUUCAACCAGCUGCCUCUGCUUCAGAAGAAGAUCUGUAGUGUCGACGUUCAAGGUUGCCAGGGACAGCCGUUGGAUCUCGUCUUCGCGUUGGAUGCCUCUUCUGCGGUUGGACCGGAGAAUUUUAACCGAAUGAGGGACUUUGUCAAAAUGGUGGCCCUCCAGUUUGACAUUAACCGGGACGUCGCCCAGAUAGGUCUCGUUACCUACAGCAGCCGCCCCCAGACUAUUUUUGGGCUGGACGCUCACGAAAAAAGCUCGAGCCUCCUGGGCGCCGUUAAUCAAGCUUCGUACGCCGGAGGAUCGGCCUCCAUGGGAAACGCUUUGCUGCACGUCUCCAAGGAGGUGAUGACCAUCCAGAAAGGAGCGCGGCCGGGGGUGAACAAGGCUGUGGUCGUCAUCUCCGACGGAAAGGGGGCUGAAGAUGCCGCGGUCCCUGCCCAGAAGCUGCGGGAAAAUGGCGUACGGGUUUUCGCCAUCGGGGUCGGAAACGUCCAGAAAAACCCUCUGCUCCGGAUCACCGGCUCCAGCAAGUUCUUGACCAUCAUUCCUUCUUUUGAUGCUCUCGGUCACUAUGACAACGACCUGGUCCAGAGCGUGUGCGAAGAAGCCAAAUCCCCGGUGAAUCUGUGCAAACCCAACCCGUGCAUGAACGACGGGGAGUGCGUCCUGCGGCGCGGGAGCUACCGGUGCGAGUGCCGCGGGUGGGAGGGCCCCCACUGCGAGAACCGAAUAUCGAGAGGGGACACCCCGCUACCGCUGCGCCAACAGGGAAGAAGCCGCCAGACGAGGAACUCCGGCGCUCCUCACGGAAUUGAAGACGUUCUCACGGGAGGAUCCUUAAGGAGGGCAACGUCCUGACGCGUCGGCAGCGAGACCCACAAAUACCGCCCGCUUCGCCUGUGAAUAGCGGACCGGAGGCGACAAAAAAGUGAUUUCAUUUCGGGUCGUAUUUGUGUAAAAUCAGGUGACUCAAAAAACUCUUAAAAAAACUUCCACUGGAACACGAGACGGAAAGUUACAUCCACUCGCUGACAUCACAACGCAAGCAGAACACGAGGCGGAGAGUUACAUCCACUCGCUGACAUCACAAUGCAAGCAGAGCACGAGGCGGAGAGUUACAUCCACUCGCUGACAUCACAAUGCAAGCAGAGCACGAGACGGAAAGUUACAUCCGCUCGCUGACAUCAC